CAUGCACACCCCCUGCUGUGUUUUACGCUUGUAGCGGAGAGUGUGAGUGGAGGAAGAAGGGCAGCUUGAAGGCAACUUUUCGAGUGGAACAUCACAGAAAUAUAUUUUCGUGCUGAUUGAAAAUGGCUCAAAUAACGAGCGAAGGGGCCGAACAUGAUUCUCAGCCGACGUCAGGUCAAAACGGCACCGGAGAAACAGACAAGGAGGAACAGGCCGUGCCGGACCCCAAACAGGAACCGGGCGACAACGUUGAGAACAGAGGAAGAAUGGACAUGAACAGUGGUCGUAGUACGGCGGUGGCGCACGGGGGCAUCCUGUCCUCUGUUCCAGACGCCGACAAAGAAACAGUUUUACCCACCGAAAAGACCGACAGCGCCGAAGGGAAACCUGACGGGAAACUAUCUGAACCGGGGAAAAGUCCCACACAGGGGAGUUUGGCGAGUAGCACUGAUUCCGCACAAGAGGGCUCCCGGGUGCUGAAACAAGAACAAAGAGAGGGGGAGAACGUGUCCUCACAGCCUACCGACCGCACAAAGACCACGGAGAAAGCCGAACACGGCAUCAAGAGACGGGCCAGCGUGGAACUGACCUCGUCGGAUGGAGAGCCGCUUAGUCGGAUGGAUUCAGAAGACAGCAUUGGUAGCACCCUGAUGGACAUGGAGAGCACAGCGUCCAGCGGUCGCUCUACCCCAGCCAUGCUCAACAGUCUGGGUGGAGGCACGGUGGCGGGGAGUGGUUCGGCACCUCUGGGGGGCAAGUCUCUGAGCUACACAUGCUGCUGGGAUCACUGCCAGCUGCUGUUUCCUAGCAGCCCCGACCUGGCCGAACACAUCAGAGCCACACAUGUGGAUGGACAGAGAGGAGGGGUGUUUGUGUGUCUGUGGAAGGGCUGCAAGGUGUACAACACGCCAUCCACCAGUCAAAGCUGGCUGCAGAGACACAUGCUGACCCACAGCGGAGACAAGCCAUUCAAGUGUGUGGUGGGAGGCUGCAACGCCACGUUUGCCUCUCAGGGAGGGCUAGCCCGUCACGUCCCCACUCACUUCAGCUCGCAGAGUUCAUCCAAAGUGUCCAGUCAGGGCAAAAUGAAGGAGGAGUCUCCGUCCAAGGCCGGCCUCAACAAGAGGAGGAAACUCAAGAACAAACACAGACGCUCCCUCCCCCGACCUCAUGACUUCUUUGACGCUCAGACCAUGGACGCCAUCCGCCAUCGAGCCAUUUGCCUCAACCUGGCAACACACAUCGAGAGCCUGGGCAACGGACACAGUGUGGUCUUUCACAGCACGGUAAUAGCAAGGAGGAGAGAGGACUCUGGGAAAGUGAAGGUCUUGUUGCACUGGACACCUGAAGAUAUACUGCCAGAUGUGUGGGUGAAUGAGAGUGACAGACUGCAGCAGAAGACCAAGGUGGUUCAUCUGUCUAAGCUACCCACAGACACAGCUGUACUCCUGGACCCCAACAUCUACAGGAUGUUCUUUUAACCACUUCCAGAGAAACUUCACUGUCACUUCCUGCUAACCCAAUCCUGAGGAGGAGAUUGUUUCCUUUUCCCUUUGGAUGCUGCUGGGAGUUUAAUGACUUUACUUGUCAUAGCCAUCUGAGGCCAUCAGUGUUUUCUGCAUUAGGAGCUGAGUUUACAGGGGAGAGGUUGCUUGUUUUUAGGUAACACAACUAGACUGAAAACUAACUGACAGAAGUGUAACUGUAGACAGUUAGACACAUGUAGAGAGAAACUGUCUUUGUAAAUACUUCAGAUUUGUAAUAUAUUUUUAUACUUUGAAUUUUUUUACUGUACUGUAGAUAGAUAUGUUUUCUGCCAAACAUUUUUUAAAUAGAUGUUUUAAAAACUGAUAUUGGUCAUAUGCAUAUAGCUGGCAUUUCUCUGGUUUGAUGUCAUUAAACUUUUUCAACCUCCA
Molecule: messenger RNA, 1916 nt
Organism: Epinephelus lanceolatus (giant grouper)
Lineage: Eukaryota; Metazoa; Chordata; Actinopteri; Perciformes; Serranidae
Product: zinc finger protein aebp2
Biological process (GO): regulation of transcription by RNA polymerase II
Cellular component (GO): ESC/E(Z) complex
Source: RefSeq, a predicted model, not a curated record